UUGUGGGGAGGAGCGGCCCCAUGACGGAGCGGCAGUUGCUGGAGCUGCUGGCCGGCUGGCAGGACGUGAUCAUGGGCAGCACGCUGGUGAAGUGCGCGGUGACCGACCUGGGGGUGCAGUGGGCCGGCUGGGCGCUGGCAGCCGCCCUGAAGACCGAGAAGUUCUACGAUCUGGCAGGUUCCGGGACGUUUAUACUGCUUGCACACUUGAGUCGUAUGUGGGGAGGAGCCACUCACACCCGCCAGAAGGUGCAGACGGGGCUGGUGACGGCGUGGGGACUCAGGCUGGGGACAUUCCUCUUUAUGCGGAUCUUGAAGGACGGUCACGAUCGCAGGUUUAACCAUGUCAGAGACAGUCCAGGGACUUUCUUUGUGUACUGGACUGUUCAAGCUUUGUGGGUAUUUAUGACCCUGCUGCCCACCCUCAUGCUGAACAGUGAGAAGCAGCAAGGGCCUCUGGGAACCAGGGAUUACAUCGGUUGGACGGUUUGGGGCCUCGGCUUUGCCACCGAGGCUAUUGCUGAUCAGCAGAAGUGGAUUUUUAAGGGUGACCCAGACAAUGCAGGGAAGUUCAUCCAGAGUGGCCUGUGGGCCUACAGCAGACAUCCCAACUACUUUGGAGAGAUCCUGCAGUGGUCGGGUCUCUGGCUGUCUGCGUCCUCCGCGAUGCAGGGUCCCCAGUACCUGAGCGUUCUGUCCCCCGUGUUCGUCUGGUUCCUGCUGCGCUACGUUAGCGGCAUCCCCAUCCUGGAGAAGCAGGCUCUGAAGAAGUGGGGGUCCGACCCCGCCUUCCAGGACUACGUCAAGAACACUCCCCUUCUCUGGCCGUGGCCCAAAUUUUGAUUGUUUUUGAACAUUUAUCAUCAGCUGCUUCACACAUUAAAAACUGUAUUUGAAUGUA
Messenger RNA from Cololabis saira (Pacific saury), 900 nucleotides. RefSeq lists its product as uncharacterized. Gene Ontology annotation, biological process: lipid metabolic process. Gene Ontology annotation, molecular function: oxidoreductase activity, acting on the CH-CH group of donors. NCBI's taxonomy places the organism in Eukaryota, Metazoa, Chordata, Actinopteri, Beloniformes, Belonidae. The record is from RefSeq and is a predicted model, not a curated record. Bases 21 to 842 code for a protein of 273 amino acids. Gene Ontology annotation, cellular component: membrane. The transcript is spliced from 5 exons.